GACAGCUGCGGGGCCGGACAGCGUGAUGCCGGUGACCUUCGAGGAGGUGGCUGUGUACUUCACCGAGGGGCAAGGGACUCUGCUGGACCCCGGUCAGAGAGCCCUCUACAGGGAUGUCAUGCAGGAGAAUUAUGAGACUGUCACCUCGCUGGGACUCCCCAUUCCCAAACCUGACCUGAUCGCCCGACUGGAAGCAGGGGAAGAGCCGUGGAUCCCGGAUCUCCAGGACUCUGAGGAAAGGAAGAUCCCAAGAGCAGGUUAUGAGACAAUGGGUGAGGGGAAUCCACAGCAGGAAGGUCCUGAUCAAGUGGAACUCCAGGCGACCUUUUUGAGAAGAGCUGAAGGGAAUUUUUCCCAGUGCUUGGAACAGAGAAAUGUCUGGAGUAAUUGCCACAGGUCAGAGAGGAAGCUGGGGCACUACCAAACUAAGAAACUGGAUGAAUCAAUCAAAUGUGGAGGAGGAGGAAAGGAUCCCAAUGAAACCACAGCCCAGCAGACAAAUCACAAAGAAAAGAAAUCCUAUAAAUGCUUGGACUGUGGGAAACGCAUCAGUCAUCACUCAGGGCUUAUUAACCAUAGGACAAUCCACAAGGGAGAGAAACCCUGUACGUGUCUUGAGUGUGGGAAAACUUUCAGUGCACCAUCUGCCCUUAUUGUACAUCAGAGAACCCACACAGGAGAGAAACCCUAUAAAUGCUUGGACUGUGGGAAAAGCUUCAGUGUGAGCUCACACCUUAUUACUCAUCGGAGAGUGCACACGGGAGAGAGACCGUAUAAAUGCCUUGAAUGUUGGAAAAGCUGCAAUCAGACAUCAGAUCGGAUUAAACAUCAGAACCCACAUAGUAGAGAAACCCUAUAA
Malaclemys terrapin pileata is the source of this 859-nucleotide messenger RNA. Its product is annotated as zinc finger protein 300-like. The transcript has 4 exons. NCBI's taxonomy places the organism in Eukaryota, Metazoa, Chordata, Testudines, Emydidae. Bases 26 to 859 code for a protein of 277 amino acids. Gene Ontology annotation, molecular function: DNA-binding transcription repressor activity, RNA polymerase II-specific. Gene Ontology annotation, biological process: negative regulation of transcription by RNA polymerase II. The record is from RefSeq and is a predicted model, not a curated record.